AUGUUUGACUACAUUCCGAAAGCGAUUCUCCCGCUGGGAUUCUUCAUGUUCUUCUGUGCUCUCAUCGGGGUCAUCGGCAACUUUGUGAUGCUUCUCUGCUCAUUUCGGACAAAGUUGGACUCUUUUUUAGGCUGCUUUCAGACAAGUCAAGUUAAUUUCAGAAGGUUCCGUUCCCCAUGUCAUAUUCUAAUCACUGCCACGUGUCUAGCCGACGCGAUUCAUAUUAGUGGACAGUUUCCGUUUUGUGUUCAUCUAUUCGGCAAUUGUAAGUUAAAACCAAAGAACUAGUAUCGUUCCAAGUAUUCCAAUUGUCAGUAACUUCAUCCCAAGCCCAAUGCUAUUGGAUGCUCACCGCCCCGAUCGUCGGUCUCACUUCUGGAGGUCCAUUGAUCUUGGCCAUGGGCAUAGACCGCCUGAUUGCCGUCAGAUAUCCCACCAGAUAUCGAUACUUCCAAGAAGAACCCAAAUUUUAUAUUUGUGCUCAGUUGCUCUUUCCCAUUGGAUACGCGGUUUUCUUCCUUGUUUACGGAUUCCUAGUAAGGAAUACAGAUGUCAAAAAGUCCGAAAAUCAUCAUCACGAAUUUCUCCCUAAUCCAUUUCAUUUUCCAGUCAAAUAACAUGUGCGAAUCCGUUGGCUCUAAACGGAACGGCUUUCCAAAUGUUCACUUACUCCAGUGGUCUCAUUUGCAUCUUUGUCUUUUUCGUUUAUCUGACUGUGUACAUUCUGUUGAAGAGCAACAAAGCAAGUGAGUGCCCUCCCAACUGCUCUUUCUCUUCUAAUGAAGCGUCUUCCCAGGUGCUCGCUUCAAAAGUGUCUUCCGUUCUCUGGCGGUCACCGUCGGUCUGGUCAUGUUCGGAUGGGUGUCCACCACCACCGCCAACACCCUGUCCUACUCGAUCACUGACAGCACGUACACGGCUCAGCUGAUUCAGAUGUACGCUGGAAUCACCGUCAACACGGCCGCCGCUUCCAAUGUCUUUGUUUUCUAUGCAAUCAAGUGAGAUUCGUAAUUGCUCUGACAAACCUUGUACUAAGUGGCUUCAGUUCCGACUACCGGGAGGUGAUCAAAGCAUUGUUCGGGUGCAAGAGCAAGACAAACUCUCCGCUAUUCGAAGCCUCCAGCACUAUGGUCACAGAGAAACGACGAAUGACUCUGGUGUAAGAACAAGUGCUAUUUCACUUUCAGGACUACUCGAGCCCAUGAAAGUUUAUGAACUUCAAUGCAAACUUUUAAAAUGCUGAAAGACGACAAGUGUCUUCACAUUUGAAGCAUCUAAAUACAGAAAAGAUGUGUCCUCAAAUGUUUCUUUUUCAGAAGCACGAAAUCUUCCGUUAUUCCAGUCGACAACUGACCUCAUUACGCUGUAUAUAAAACAAUAAACUUUUGCACAAUAAGAACGCGAACAUUCUGAGAACUGCUGAUUCAGAUGAAAACACACGGUUCCCACGGCAGUCACAUGUACAUAAAUUCGAUGCCUGAGACAUCGACUCUCCUCCCAACUUGCUGCUCCUGCUGCUGCUUUUUCUCUAGUCUAAUCUGGGAAAUUGGCCGCAUUGCUAACAUUAGAUUUUGAUCAGAUCUUUCACUGAAACGAAUCUAAUUGCUGUUUUCGAAACGGAGUAGGAGUACAUCACCAGAAUCACUUGAUCCAUCCUUGCAAGAUGUUUGAACACAUUCACCCGCUGAUUCUUCCUCUCGGCUUCUUCUUCUGCGUCAAUUCAACCAUCGGAGUCAUUGGCAACAUCAUCAUGCUUCUGUGUUUCUUCCGAACAAAGUCAGUGAUGUACCUAAGGUACCCGAAUAGUUGCAGUUUCAGACGUCUCCGUUCUCCGUGUCACAUUCUCAUCAGUCUCACUUGCAUUUCUGACCUCUUCCAUUUGACCGCGCAAUUUGUAUACUGUGUUCAUCUCUUCGGCAAUUGUAAGUCACUUUCACUUUGAACAACUCCUCCAGUUCCUUUUUCAGUGACUUGUUCUCAAUCCCAGUGUUUCUACAUGCUCAUUAUGCCUCUUUCCGGCGUCGGUGCUUCUGGCCCUUUGAUUCUUGCGAUGGGGGUGGACAGACUGAUUGCUGUCAAGUUUCCAACGAAGUAACCGAUCACAUCACUAUAAGACCCAUACAUAUUCGAGUUUCUUUCAGAUAUCGUUUGCUGCAACAGGAGCCCAAGUUCUAUGUGCUCGCGCAUUUGAUCAGUCCAAUAGUUUACACUCUAGUUCUUCUGUAUUUUGGCUACAGUACUCGGAUUGUGGAUGAGAAAAUGUGGGAGCUCUUGACUACCAAAGCCUUUUGCAUUUUUAAUUUGCAGACAAGUCGCCUGCGCGGUUCCAGUUGCUCUGAACGGAACGGCUUUCCAGUUCUUCACCUAUUCCAAUGCUCUCAUCUACUUUAUCGUCGUCAUUGUCUACGGAACAGUCUACAUUCUUCUCAAAUCCAACAAAGCCAGUAUGUAUAGUUUCACUAUUUUCUCAAUCUUCAAGUAUACAUUUCCAGGCGCUCGCUUCAAAAGCGUCUUCAAAUCGAUCGCGGUGACGGUGGGCUUCGUGCUCUUCGGCUGGGUAACUACCACUCUCACCAACACACUUUCCUAUGAAGUCACUUCGGACACAUUCACCGCCCAGAUCAUGCAAAUGUACGCAGGAAUCACUGUCAACUUUGCAGCGGCCGCCAAUGUUUUCAUUUUCUAUGCCAUCAAGUGGGUCGAAGUCGGAAUAGCUGGAAAGUUUAGUUGGCAUUUCAGUUCCGAGUACCGGGAGGUCAUCAAAUCAUUGUUCGGAUGUGAUAGCAAGAUGAACACGGCAAUGUUCGAAGCGUCGAGCAAUAUGGUCUCAGUCUCCGCGACUUCUCAGAUCCAGAAACGAAAUCUCACUAUGACUUGA
Messenger RNA from Caenorhabditis sp. 36 PRJEB53466, 2878 nucleotides. The record is from the annotation of a GenBank genome assembly. NCBI's taxonomy places the organism in Eukaryota, Metazoa, Nematoda, Chromadorea, Rhabditida, Rhabditidae.